Girardinichthys multiradiatus is the source of this 2289-nucleotide messenger RNA. It is a transcript of the gene kcna10a, whose product is annotated as potassium voltage-gated channel, shaker-related subfamily, member 10a. Lineage: Eukaryota; Metazoa; Chordata; Actinopteri; Cyprinodontiformes; Goodeidae. Gene Ontology annotation, molecular function: protein binding; delayed rectifier potassium channel activity. The transcript has 2 exons. The coding region runs from base 314 to 2038 and encodes 574 amino acids. Gene Ontology annotation, biological process: protein homooligomerization; potassium ion transmembrane transport. Gene Ontology annotation, cellular component: membrane; voltage-gated potassium channel complex. The record is from RefSeq and is a predicted model, not a curated record.
GGUGUCGUUAGUCUUAUUUAGUUUGUUUUUGUUCUUGCUACGUUGAAGUUUGUGCUGUGAUCCAGAAACCAGGACUGUUAUUCAUGAACUUUGUUACCUGGAUCUCCUCUUAGCCUGCACUGGAAUUUGUGUUGAAGGAAAACUAAGAAUAAAGGUGGCCUUUUGUUUGACCCAUGAGUCUUCCAAAAGACUCAACAUUGGUACGCUGAUGCUGCUACAUAUUUUGACAAUUAAACUAUCCCUCUGUUUUUUCAAAGUGUGAGAUACUCUUAUCCUGGUAGUUUUAAGGCAUUACACUGGCUGAGUCCCUGCCAUGGAGGUGGCCCUGGUUGACUUUGAAAGCCUGGAGGACAUUGAUGGCUGCCUUGAAGAUGAGGUUGACGCCUAUGCUGAUGAGACGACAGCUCUCACAGUGGGUGUUCCUCCUGAGCAAAAUAGCCCAGACAUCAACGACCUUCUACGAGCCAAUCAACUGUGCUUCACCCCUUCUCAUUACAGCCCUAAACCCUCCUACGUUUGGGAAUCCACCUCAUCUUCACCCAUUCCACAAACACAAACACUAAGAGUACCUCAGUCACCAGCAAUGCCAUCCCCAAGCAGAAAGGGUCAUAGUAGUUGUGCCAGCAUGAUCUCCAACUGGAAACUGCUGUUAAAUAGUGAAGGAGUUCAGGAAAGUGAAACAAUCUUCAGACGGCUCACGAAGGAGUGCUGUGAGGAUCUGUUUGCAGAUAAAAGAGGGCUGGAUGAUGGAGACCAGAAGGUAAUCAUCAACAUCGCUGGUCUUCGCUUUGAGACACAGCUCAAAACACUGGACCAGUUCCCUGAAACACUUCUUGGAGACCCUUUCAAGAGGAUGGAAUACUUUGAUCCAAUGAGGAAUGAAUACUUCUUUGAUCGGAAUCGACCAAGUUUUGAUGGGAUCUUGUAUUACUAUCAGUCCGGCGGUAAAAUUAGAAGACCAGCUAAUGUUCCCCUCGAUGUGUUUGCUGAUGAAAUUGUAUUCUAUGAGCUUGGACAUGAAGCCAUGGAACAGUUCAGAGAAGAUGAAGGAUUCAUAAAAGAUGUUGACAUACCUCUCCCUAAAAAUGAAAUGCAUAGGCAAUUUUGGCUGCUGUUUGAAUAUCCAGAAAGCUCUAAUGCAGCACGGGGAGUAGCACUUGUUUCUGUCCUGGUCAUUGUCAUAUCCAUCAUAAUUUUCUGCAUGGAGACGCUGCCGGAAUUCAGAGAUGACUCUGAUCUAGUUGUUCCCACAGCAGUACAACAUAUCAACAAAUCCAGAGGUUCUCCUUCUGGUUCUUUGUCUGGUGCAAAGCUGAAAACAUUCUCUGAUCCUUUCUUCUUUAUUGAGACUGCCUGCAUAUCUUGGUUUGCCUUCGAGCUGUGCAUUCGAUUUGUGGUUUGCCCAAGCAAAAGUGAGUUUUUCCACAACCUCAUGAACAUGAUUGACAUCAUAUCCAUUAUCCCCUACUUUGUGACUUUGAUCACAGAACUGGCCACAACCCCUCAGGAGAGCUCUGGACAGAACAUGUCUUUGGCCAUUUUGCGUAUCAUCCGCUUGGUCAGAGUGUUCCGUAUUUUCAAAUUGUCACGUCACUCUAAGGGACUGCAGAUCCUGGGACAGACUCUGAAGGCAAGCAUGCGUGAACUUGGGUUGCUUAUCUUCUUCCUUUUCAUUGGAGUGAUUCUCUUCUCCAGUGCCAUCUACUUUGCUGAGGUAGAUGACCCAGAUACACAGUUUGUCAGCAUUCCCGAUGGGUUUUGGUGGGCUGUUGUCACCAUGACGACUGUAGGCUAUGGAGACAUGUGUCCUAUAACCCUUUGGGGUAAGUUGGUGGGCACCUUGUGUGCAAUAGCAGGUGUGUUGACAAUUGCUUUGCCAGUUCCCGUCAUUGUUUCCAACUUCAACUACUUCUACCACAGAGAAACAGAAGCAGAAGACAAGGUUCCCAUGACAGAGGCUCUCGAGCAAGCCAUAAAGGCUGAAGAAAGUAACAAACGGGGUAGCAAUAAUUCACUUAAUAAAGCCAAUGGUAUCUGACAGAGUGAAAGAAAUUAACUGUUGACUAACAGAGAGACUUUCCAUCAAGCAGCAAAGAUAUUCAGUGGAGAAGAUAAUAAGAAUACAAUUUUAGUAAGAAGAAAUCCAAAGAAUGGACUUAUGGACUGAAUAAAUUGUUAUUGUUUCUGUGAAAAAUAGAUUUUAUAAUAACAAGCACACUUACCUCUUUUGUUUUUAUAUAAAAAUGGCACUUUGUGGAUUUGUAUGUAAAUUCAACCUGUUUAUGUUAA